Messenger RNA from Durusdinium trenchii, 1632 nucleotides. Lineage: Eukaryota; Dinophyceae; Suessiales; Symbiodiniaceae. The record is from the annotation of a GenBank genome assembly.
AUGUCGUUCCAAAGGGCCUGGCUCCCGGCCCUGGCGCUAGCCCUUCGACUCGCCCUCGGCGACGAGUCCUGCCCCGCCGGCGACGCGUCCUGCGCGACGAGGGCGCCGAUCCAGUGUGUGCGGUGGCGGCAGACAGCGGGCUGCGAUCCCAAGGGCACCAGGGAGAAGAGCGGAGACAAGGACUGCGAGGAGGAGAUCGGCAUCGGCAGCAGCGGCUACUGCCAGUGCAGCGACGGCAGCGAGAAGCUCCGCGCGCGCAGCGUGAGCUGCGACCACCGCCCCUUCCGCUGUGCCACGGAAUGCCUCCAAGCUGCUCGCUACAAGUGCAUCAUGUGGCGCCAGACGGGUGGCUGCAGCGCGGACGGCGCCCGCGAGCCCGGUCGAGACCAGCCCUGCCGCGCGCUGAUCGACAGCCGCUCGAGCGGAUACUGCGAGUGUGGCGGUGGACGAGUCAUCCGGAAGCCAGGGUGCACACAUGGAGAAUGGGCGGAGCCCUUCACCUGCCAGGAUGAGUGCGGGAACGAGGCCUCGUUGUAUGAGGAGCUGGGCGUGGAUGAGGGCGCCUCCGACAAGGAGAUCAAGCAGGCUUUCCGGAAGCUUUCCUUAGUUCAUCACCCUGACAAGACACGGAAUGACCCGGUCCUCACGGCACGCUUCGCGCAGAUCCGCGAGGCGUACGACAUCCUGGGAGAUGAGGGUCAACGAGCCAUCUACGACUCCGCAGGUCUCCAGAUGCUCUACCAGUUCCUUGGGAACAAGGCAGAGAAAGCGCCCUCCACGACCUCUGAGGUCACCGUGACCCUGGAGCAGAUGUACAACGGCCAGGAGCUGCAAGCGGCGGUGCCCCGCGUCCUCGUGUGCCGCGGCUGCGCGGAGGCCGCCGCCCGUGGUGUGGCCUCGGAGCGGUGUCGCAAGUGCCAGACGCGCUGCGCGGAUGAGUUCGAGAUGAGACAGGUGAGGAUGGGGAAUAUGAUCAUGCAACAGCAGGUCCAAGUCCCUUCCAAAGAGAAGUGCCGUACCCAGCAGCAUUUGUUGACCAUCGCCGUGGAGCGGGGCGCCUCUGCGGGAGACACGGUCAUCUUUGCCCACCGUGGCGGGCAGCAGCCCAAGAAGGUGCCUGGAGAUGUGAUCGUGAAAUUUGUGGAGGCCAAGCAUGCCGCUGAACACUUUACUUCCGGCAAGUUGUUUUCUUUUUCUUCCAGACUUUCUUCAGGCACUCAUCGACCAGUUUUUCGGGUGUGUCACUAUGACUUUCCUCGAAAAGGAGUCCUUUUGCUUCACCAAAUGUGUGUGAUGGGUGACAAGAGUGAAGAAACGAAGCACAGUGUCCAUUCUAAGGCCGUUUUCAGACGGGCCGGCUUUGAUUUGCACACCGAGGUGACGCUGUCACUGCGGGAGGCUCUGCUGGGCUUCGAACGGAGCAUCGUCCACCUGGAUGGGCGAAGGCUCCAGGUGGCCUUCGACGGCGUCACGAAGCCCUUUGCGGUGAUGAAGGUCACUGGGGAAGGCAUGCCCCACAAGGAUCCCACUGACCGGGGGGGAUUUGUACAUCAAGUGCAAGAUCCAGAUGCCGGAAGAUGGACGACAGUGGCUGAAAGAGAUGACGAGCUAAGUGCUGAGCAUAGCGCAUAG